This is a messenger RNA of Eublepharis macularius, 3721 nucleotides long. RefSeq names its product phospholipid phosphatase 1 (gene PLPP1). The transcript has 6 exons. The coding region runs from base 194 to 1057 and encodes 287 amino acids. Gene Ontology annotation, molecular function: phosphatidate phosphatase activity. NCBI's taxonomy places the organism in Eukaryota, Metazoa, Chordata, Lepidosauria, Squamata, Eublepharidae. The record is from RefSeq and is a predicted model, not a curated record. Gene Ontology annotation, biological process: phospholipid dephosphorylation; signal transduction; phospholipid metabolic process.
CCGCCCGUCCUCCGCGCGAGCCUCAUUAGUGGCGGCGCCUCGCGAGUCGGGCGGCGCCGUUGGGAAAGGGAGCGCCUCUCGGUCCCUUAACUGGCCCUGCUCCUGGAUGCGGCCGGGCUCGCAGCCCUCUUUCGCUUCGCUCUCACGCCGCCGCUAGCCUAGCUCAGGUCCCCAGGAGGAGCCGGGCGGCGCUAUGAUGUUUGACAAGACGCGGCUCCCCUAUGUGGUGCUCGAUGUGGUCUGUGUGGUGUUGGCUGGCUUACCUCUUGGUGUUCUAAACUUGGCAAAAAUAAAGCCUUAUCAGAGAGGCUUUUUCUGUAGUGAUGGCACCAUCAAGUACCCGUUCCAUGACAGUACCGUCACAUCCACUGUCCUCUACACAGUGGGGUUCACCUUGCCCAUUUGCUCUAUAAUCGUGGGAGAAGCCCUUUCUGUGUAUUACAACCGUUUGCACUCCAACUCAUUUGUCCGAAACAAUUAUAUUGCCACUAUUUACAAAGCCAUUGGAACAUUCCUUUUUGGUGCAGCUGUUAGCCAGUCUCUGACAGACAUUGCCAAAUACUCAAUAGGCAGACUGAGACCUCACUUUGUGGCUAUCUGUAACCCAGAUUGGAGACAGAUCAACUGCACUUCAGGCUAUGUUGAGAACUUUCACUGCCUUGGAGACAAAGUCAAGGUUAAUGAGGGACGAUUGUCAUUUUACUCUGGACAUUCUUCUUUCUCCAUGUAUUGCAUGCUGUUCCUCGCACUUUAUCUUCAGGCCAGAAUGAGAGGUGACUGGGCAAGACUUCUGCGUCCUACAAUACAGUUUGGCCUUGUUGCGGCAUCAGUCUAUGUGGGUCUCUCCCGUGUUUCUGACUACAAACAUCACUGGAGCGAUGUACUGACCGGGCUUAUCCAGGGAGCAGUGGUAGCUGUUCUUAUUGUUGCAUAUGUAUCUGAUUUCUUCAAAGUCAGAGGUCGUACUUUUAAACAGAAGGAGGAGGAAGAUUCACACACAACUUUACAUGAGACACCUACAAAUGGAAAUCAUUUUGGAAGUAACCACCAGCCAUGACCAGCUCAAUAGCGAAUACCCUGUGGAAUCCCCUGCUCUCCAAAAGGAAAGUUUUACAAGUCUUCCUGGCCUAUGUAAAAAAAUAAAUAAAUUAAAAUGCCUUUUGAAGGGACUGCUGCUAUACCUCUUGAAUGCUCACUUUACAUGUAUAUAGUAACAGUUAAGACAUAUCUAAAACCUUCAUUUCUCUUGGUUCAAGCUUGUGCUUUCAAGACAUUAUUUGGGCUAUUUUUUAAUUAAAAUAAUGUAACAUUUAUGUACAGUGGUGUAUGUAAUAUGCUCUGCUUAUGGUGAAAUACAUACAACACAUUAAGAACACUUUAAGCAUCUGUCUUGCUGGGGAAGGGAGACGAGUGGCAGCCUUUGCAGUUAACGUUUAUGCUUUCAGUGGAUUAUUUAGUGGAGUCUUAAUGGCUGAACAGAUGGGUGACGCCAGUUCCACAACAUCCCUGGGCUUGUUAUAGGUAAAGGCUUGCAGCAAACACAAUGUCUCUCUUGAUUUUAGUAAUACCUGUUAAGGAGAAGGUAAAAAAUGAUCAGUAUUAUAUCAUAAGAGAAAGCUAAACCUGGAUAUUGCCUUGCUGAAAAAUAACAUGCAUUCAGAAGGAGCAUAUCUUUUUUAAUCAAUGUGGCUACUGUGCUCCAGGGUCUCAAUUAUCAAAUCUUCCAGCUGCUCACUUUAUUUUCCUGGUUCUUAACUCCAAACUGCUUUGAUGGCGCUUUAAACACAUUAAUAACUGUUUGGCUAUCUAUUAUAUUAUUCUUUAUAAAGUGGAUAGCAGCUGAUAAAAGAUACAGGCAAAAAUGUCAAAAAAGACACUUAGCUUAUGUUUUAAGCCAUUUUAAACUGCUUGUAAACACUUUGUUUGAAGACAUGUAUUUAUAAGAUAUAGUAUGUAUACAGGCAUACCUUCUGCGAAUUUAUUUUCCAGUUCUGUGUUUCCAAUGGCUUUUGCUGCUUGGCACAUCUGUCGAAGCAAUUCUUCUAGCCUCCUCAUACAGCGAAUUAUGCUCCCUGGUUUUAAAAAAAGGCUUUGGAUUUAAGCAGUUAUUUUAUGAUGAUUUUAAACACAAAAUAAAUCAGCGACACCUUCCAGUCAUAGGACUACCCUACCUCUACCAUCUUACAGUUACACAAAGAACCUACAAGAACACAUACUCCUUAUCCAUAUCAAGAAAUACAGAAUCACCACCUAAUUAUAUAUAUAUUCCUGGACUUGCUAUUCUAGAUUUAGAGUGCACUGUCAAGAUCAUUCCCUGCAGCUGACCCUAUCUUCUUAAGUGUAAUCCUGGAAAGAACCCUUGUCCAAGGAAAAGCUGCUCCCCCCCCCACUUUACUGUUACUUGCCUUAAGGGAGUGCUGGUAAGUGGCUUACUGUAUUGUUGCAUUGCUCCAGAAAAGAGAAGAUAUUCGGAGCCAGCACAGCAGAUACUGAUAAAGCCUCUCAACUGACUAAAAUCUACAAGAUUUCUUACUUAUUGGAAUUAGUUCCUUGCAGCCCAGCACACAUGCCAGUAUUUAAAAAGAGAGUCUCUGGCAAAUUGUUUACUGUUGUGCUGGUAGCCUUGCUUAGCCUCCUCCACUGAAUUGUGCUGCUGCAGGAGGGGAAUGAGAAAAUCCUGUUUAAUGUGUUAGGUUUUAGCCUGCAUCCACCGCAGACUUCAUAAACAACGCUGUACAUGCUAACUCUGUAAAAAAUCAAGUGGCCUAGAGGGACAAAGGCCCUUUUGCUGUUCCAUUAAGUGAAAGCAGUGACAUGAAUUCUGAGAUUAAAUGUGAUCUUUGGAUUCUGAAUCCAGAAACUCGUUAAAAGUCACCUGGAGUCAAUUACAAAAAAAAAAAAGACACCAGUCUGAGCCAAAAGAAGCUGGAGUAUGUCCUCCAAGUAUAGGCCAUACUGAAUUUGGAGCCGACAACAGCUAUAGGAAGAGACUGCUGCCCUCUGUUUUCAGAGUUCAUUACAAAAGCAAAAUCCAAGUGCAACACACAGAGAGCAUCUUUUAUCUAAGGCUGAGGCCGCACUUUCUUGCAUGCAAGCUUGCAUACUGGGGCACUGUAAACAAUGCAAAUGUCUACAAAUUGUACCAGCCUUUGCAAUGCAUUCCAAGGCACCUAAAGCCUGUUCUCCUUUUCAGUCUUCCUCCAGCAUGUAUCCUACACCCAUUGGAAUCUCAGUGAAAUGCACCUGAGCAUGGAAUUUAAAAGUGCCUUCCUUUCACCAUUGCUCCUCACUGCUCCCAAAAGCAAUGCCCAAAGCAGUUGAAAGGAUUGCUUAUCUGCCAUAGGAAUACAAGGAUGUGCCAUUUACACAAAGUUAGCAAAAAUGGGUACAGUGGUGGUUUGGGGUUACACUACCAUGGUCAGUGCCUUGUCUGUGUGUAACAUAAUUUCUACUGUGGCAGCUGAAAUUGCUAUGUGGGCAGUUUACAGAGCCUAAUUAUCCCACCCUGCCUCUUGCCCAGUGUCAAAAAAACUUGGAAAGCCAGAGUUGUAUGGUGAGCCAACAAGCAGCUGAGAGUUCACUUACUGGGCAAAACCUACGACUACCCACUUUUGGCGGGGGGAGAAAGGAUGGGGAUAACUUUGAUACAGCAUUUGCAAAUGCAACUACCAACAGAAUGGAUUUCCUGCUUCACUGCAACCAAUAAACUGUAAAUGACAAA